Messenger RNA from Acanthocheilonema viteae, 348 nucleotides. Lineage: Eukaryota; Metazoa; Nematoda; Chromadorea; Rhabditida; Onchocercidae. The record is from the annotation of a GenBank genome assembly.
AUGCGCACAGUAUUACUCGUAUUUGUCAUCGUAAUCGUGACGGUUAUGGUACACUCCGUACCACUUCUCAAUGAUGCUAAAAUGACGGACAGCGUGGAUCAACCGAAAAGAGUGAAAAGAUAUUGGGAUUAUUGGAGUUCUCCAUCAAUCAAAUUCAAAACGCCUUUUUUUAAAGUGAAAUUAAAAAGCCCAUAUAUGUACGGUGGUUAUCCAUUUGGUGGUGGAUAUGGUGGAUACGGUGGAUAUGGUGGAUACGGUGGAUAUGGAUGGCCUGGAUUUCAUUUUCCUUAUCACACGCCAUUCCAUGGUGGAUUUGGUUCUCCUUUUUAUACGCCAUACUAUGGUUGA